CCACCCUGAAGCUCGUGAUUGGCCACCCAAAAAUGCGGCUGACGGCUGACGGGCCGUGUGAUCGGACGAUUUCGCUGAAGUUUUAUUUCAUAAAAAUGAUCAAAUAAAAUAAAGUAGCUGACCGAAAACGUCUUAUUUACGUGAGCCGCUUGAACAUGUUGUCACGCUUGCUGCGUCAAGUUUUGUUUACUCUGGUGCAUUUAGCAGCCAGUUUACUUGUUGCUGCCCAAAAUGUUUAUCGCCGCUUUUGGGUUAAAAAGUACGAUUUAUCAACUGACUCGGUGACGAAAUAUGAUAUCCAGAUGAUACUGGAGCAUGUGCCGAAGAUGACCAAGAGGCUGAAGCAUCUUGUGCUGCUGGCUGACACGGAUCAGCACACCCUAAGUGAUCUGGCGCGCUUGGUUAUCUGGAGCCUAGUUUCCGGAAUACCAUAUAUCAGCUUUCACGAUAUUACCGGAGAUUUGAAAAAGAAUGAAGAGAAGUUCUUUUAUGAAGUGGAACGUAACAAGAAAGGCAUUCCAGGCUGUAUAAAAUGGUCUAAUAAACCAGAUCUAAAUGGUUAUACCAAUGGGAUCCAAGCACAUACGGUAGUUAUUAAUAUUUUUACCUCUGAUGAUGGGAGACCUAAAAUUGCACAAGGUAUUCGAGAUAUAGCCAAGGGAAUCAUUCCAUGUAGUAGAAAUUUUGAGGAAUAUACAGCACAAGAAUUAGAUGAGGUUCUUAGUACAGUAUACCCUUCCAUUCCAAAUCCUGAGUUAGCUUUAUAUACUGGUACUUUAUGCUGCACUCAUGGUCUUAUGCCUUGGCAGAUAAGACUAACAGAGUUUGUACAACUUUCCUUAGACAACAGUGUAAAUAUAAAAGGAUUUUUAGGUGCUCUAUACAAGUAUAACAAAUGUGAUCAAAGAUUUGGUAAAUGAAUAGUCACCUUCAAACUUGUACCAUUUGGUAGGCCUAAGUAUAAUUUAGUUGAUCCUAUUUAUUUAUGCAAUAAAUGUAAUGUAGUGUGGAUAAUUGGGAAAUUGUGUAAUUCUUUAAUUUACUACUAACUUCUAAGUUUUGAAUACAAGUAAAUUAUUUUAAUUUAUUUCAAUUAAAUUUUGGGUCAAAUUCAAAUAACAUUUUCCUCAAGAGCAGUCUACAUAGUAGGCAAUAUCUUGGCUAACUUUGCUGGUAAGAGCAGUUAAUACUAAGUACCAAC
Molecule: messenger RNA, 1201 nt
Organism: Hyposmocoma kahamanoa
Lineage: Eukaryota; Metazoa; Arthropoda; Insecta; Lepidoptera; Cosmopterigidae
Gene: Tango14
Product: dehydrodolichyl diphosphate synthase complex subunit nus1
Exons: 2
Coding region: 156-920 (254 amino acids)
Cellular component (GO): endoplasmic reticulum membrane; dehydrodolichyl diphosphate synthase complex
Molecular function (GO): ditrans,polycis-polyprenyl diphosphate synthase [(2E,6E)-farnesyl diphosphate specific] activity
Source: RefSeq, a predicted model, not a curated record